CCCCUGCCCGUCACCGUAGAGUCGAAGCAUCCCCUCCCAAAAGAUGCCUGGGAACUGUAGUUUGCCCCUCACAGCUGCAGUUCCCAGCACCCUUAACAAACGACAAUUCCCAGGGUUCUUUUGGGUGUGUGUGUAACGUGCUUUAAAUGCAUUUGGCACGUAUGCAGCCCCGCUGCAAGACAGAGAGGCAGAGAAGUCACUUGCUUCCUCGCCUUCCUCCCGGGGAGUUGCUUUCUCAGUGGAAAUGCUGCUGCGGGAUCUCUUGCCUUCUACCUGCAGGGUAGGCGCUCUGCCGCUCGGCUACAAGCAAGCAGCUCCUCCUUCAGCUUGGCUUGCGAAGGGUUAACACGAACAACGUGGGCUUCCUAGAGAGGGAGCAAACGGAGGGGGUGCAGAGUCCGAGAUCCUUGCCUCCGAAGUCUCCUCCGGCCCGGAGGUGUGUGUGUGGAGAGAAAGUGGCCCUCGUUUCCCCAGGCGCCUUAUCAAGGGCCCUUCCGGGAUCUGGAAUUGGUAGCGCCUCUAUUUAGGACAGACAGGCAUCCUUAAAGCACCGGUGUAUGAAGAACACUCAGCUGCCCCUGAAGCACAAAGAGGCCCCGAUGUCAUCAACACUGGCAACAGUGAGGAAAUCUGGGAAAGAACCAUGCAGACAGUCCUGGGCGAGAAGGACAAGCUCAGCUCAGAUGUGCAGCGCCUGCAGUUCAGGCAUUUCCGCUACGAGGAGGCCAAGGGGCCCCGAGAGGCUUGCAGCCGACUCCACCACCUCUGCCGUCAGUGGCUGAAGCCAGAGCAAAACAUGAAGAAUCAGAUCCUGGACCUGGUGAUCCUUCAGCCAUUUCUGGCUGUCCUUCCACCGGAGCUGGAGAGCUGGAUGAGGGAAUGUGGAGUGGAGACCAGUUCCCAGGCGGUGGCCCUGGCCGAAGGUUUCCUCCUGAGUCAGGCAGAGGACAAGAAGCAGGCAGAGCAGCAGAGAAAGGACCUGUUUGCAGAAAUGGACACUGAUUUCCCUGAGGCAGAGGGGACACCAUCGCACACUAGACGGAGGCCACUGGCUGAUGGAAUGAUGCCGGCAAGACCUCUUCUGCCAUGUCAUCUUCGCAACGGAGAGGAAGAAGAUGCUGUGGAAUCAGAUCGGGGUUCAGUGUCCUUUGAUGAUGUGGCCGUGCAUUUCACGGAGGAGGAGUGGGCCCUGCUGGAUCCUGACCAGAGAGCUCUGCAUCAGGAAGUCAUGGAGGAAAAUUGUGGAAUGGUGGCUUCCCUGGCCUCGUGAAUUCCGCUCUGAACAGGACACUUGCUGUCCAAGGCUUCUGUGGAGCUAGAGACCCCCUUCGGCAACGGGCCUCCGUGAUGCGCGGUUGCCGUCUUGCUACCUUUUUCAGUGUUGACUCUGCUGCCAGGAGGAGUUAACCCAUUCCUGUCUGCUUCACUCUCCUCUGAC
This is a messenger RNA of Rhineura floridana, 1438 nucleotides long. RefSeq names its product zinc finger protein 202-like. The transcript has 7 exons. NCBI's taxonomy places the organism in Eukaryota, Metazoa, Chordata, Lepidosauria, Squamata, Rhineuridae. The record is from RefSeq and is a predicted model, not a curated record. Gene Ontology annotation, biological process: regulation of DNA-templated transcription. Bases 644 to 1270 code for a protein of 208 amino acids.